Esox lucius (northern pike) is the source of this 3014-nucleotide messenger RNA. RefSeq names its product inward rectifier potassium channel 2-like. Gene Ontology annotation, molecular function: inward rectifier potassium channel activity. Gene Ontology annotation, cellular component: plasma membrane. Gene Ontology annotation, biological process: regulation of monoatomic ion transmembrane transport; potassium ion import across plasma membrane. The record is from RefSeq and is a predicted model, not a curated record. The transcript has 3 exons. Bases 727 to 2100 code for a protein of 457 amino acids. NCBI's taxonomy places the organism in Eukaryota, Metazoa, Chordata, Actinopteri, Esociformes, Esocidae.
AAUCUUAUGAACGGACUACAUAAUUACAUCGUUAAUAGAUUUCAUCUGAGAGAACAGUGGGUGUGACAGAGACGUGCUGUUGACUUGCACCCCGGGUCUCAUUCAUUUGUCACAGACCUUCUGCUCUCAUUGGGCUACGUUAUAUGGGCUAGAUACCGUCAUCAUUGUAGCCAGUGUUUUCAGUGUUUGUAGUCACUGUGUCUCUGAUCGGUCUGUCAUUUUGUCAGUGCAUUGGCUUCAUUUUAAAUUUUCAGUCAUUUUUCGUCUCGUCAUCGCGUUUGAUUUUGCCUGCCUGCGAAGCAGUUAGUGGCGUUGGUGCUGAUUCAGGCUAUCAUGGAACCUUUCCAGGGAUAGUUCAAGACGAGGACAGUUUGGGAAAAACUGGGACUAUCCCUAGAAAGAAACGGGGACAUCUGGCUGCCUACUAUGUUUGAGCCUGAACCAACUUCACUGAUGAGGUGCAAGUCACGCAUAUGAGAGGAGGACUGAGCAGGUCCCCUCGCCAGCUCUGCUCUCCCCUGGAGAAGGCCGUUCGCCGCAGCAGGGGCAGUCUUUUCCCGUCCCACUCUCUAGGUCCCUACUGUCCUGCCCUUCACAUUUCCUAUCUUAGUUGGUCCCUGCAAGCAUUCGAAACUGUUUCUCCAACGCUUCUACCAGAAACUCAGACUGUUUUCCAAAGCAGAAGCGGCGGUUGGGCCCAGCUGUUCCUCCUUCCAGGGGGAAGCCAUGGGGAGCGUGAGGAGCCACCGCUACAGUAUUGUCUCCUCAGAGGAAGAUGGGAUGAAGCUGGCGACCAUCGCCAUGCCUAACGGCUACGGCAACGGCACGCUGGCAAAGGUGAACAGGGAGCACCAGCAGCCUGUGAGUCGGUUCGUCCAGAAGGACGGCCACUGCAACGUGCAGUUCGUCAAUAUGAACGACAAAGGCCUGCGCUACCUCGCCGACCUGUUCACGACCUGCGUGGACAUCCGCUGGCGCUGGAUGAUGAUCAUCUUCUGCCUCUCGUUCCUCGUCUCUUGGCUGCUCUUCGGCUUCGUCUUCUGGCUGGUGGCGCUUGCCUAUGGCGACCUUGAGAGCGAGACACAGCUGUGCGUGUCCAACGUCAACAGCUUCACCGCUGCCUUCCUCUUCUCGGUGGAGACGCAGACUACCAUUGGAUAUGGCUAUCGCUAUGUCACAGAGGAGUGCCCCGUGGCCGUCUUCAUGGUGGUCUUCCAGAGCAUCAUCGGCUGCAUCAUCGACGCCUUCAUCAUCGGCGCCGUCAUGGCUAAGAUGGCCAAGCCCAAGAAGAGAAAUGAGACGCUGAUCUUCAGCCACUACGCCACGGUGGCCAUGCGGGAUGGCAAGCUGUGUCUCAUGUGGCGCGUGGGGAACCUUCGCAAGAGUCAUCUGGUGGAGGCCCACGUGCGCGCCCACCUCCUCAAGUCGCGCACCACAGCCGAAGGCGAGUUCAUCCCCCUGGAUCAGAUGGACAUCAACGUGGGCUUCGACAGUGGCAUCGACCGCAUCUUCCUGGUGUCGCCCAUCACCAUCGUUCACGAGAUCGACGAGGACAGCCCCUUGUACGAGAUGAGCAAGCAAGAGCUGGAAACAUCCGAGUUCGAAGUGGUGGUCAUCCUGGAAGGCAUGGUAGAAGCCACGGCCAUGACCACGCAAUGCCGCAGCUCGUAUGUGGCCAGUGAGAUUCUUUGGGGCCAUCGCUUCGAGCCAGUUCUGUUUGAGGAGAAGAGCUACUACAAGGUGGACUAUUCGCGCUUUGAGAAAACCUAUGAGGUACCCAGCACGCCUGAGUGUAGUGCCAGGGAACUGGCCGAGAAGAAAUCGCUGGUCUCCAGCUCUAACUCCUUCUGUUACGAGAACGAGGUGGCCCUUGGAAAAGUGGAGACAGAGGAGGAGUUCGAUGAGGAAGAAGAGAAUGGGAAGGAGGACAAAGAAGUAAAAAGGGAGGAUCACAGCGCUUCUGAAAAUGGCUCUGCGAAUGCAGCACUGGAUGACACGAACACAGACACAGUCUCAGUACACUCCGAACACAAUCAGGAUACCAGUCCAUCGAGUCCACCUUCAGAAGCAAGGCCUCUAAGACGAGAAUCUGAAAUAUGACUGCAGAGAUGUUGGGGGGAGGGGAACACUACAUGAUUACAUUACUCUACUAUGAUAGGUUUGAGCUUUGCUCUUAACAGCUGUCUGUACAACUACACAAUGGCUUAAAAUGGACGGUGAGGUGAGUGUUAUUUUCUGAGCAGGUUGCUCGUGGACACAAUGAUACAGAAUUAACAGACCAGAGAAUAUGAUGCAAUAUUAUUUAUUCUCUUUUCACUAGUCACUUGUGAGAGUUGAUAGCAAAAUGGCUAAGAGGAGCUCAUGGCUCUUCUGGCCUUUGGCGCUACAGAACUGGGUUGGGUGAAGUAGCAUUUUAUACAGUACAGAUGCCAUGUUUUCAUAUGACCAUCCACUUCUUCCACCUGGACUUAAUGUAACACACAAAUCGGUCCCCCUCAGUUUGGUAUAUUUAAGUUUUGUAUAUUAUGUCUUAAAUUCCAGGCUUGAUUAGUGUUCACCACAUGUUUGAAUCCAUACUGAUUUGAGUGUCCAAGAUUUACAUAAACCCCUUAGAAACCAAGUUUUGCACUGCAGAAAAUGCUGAUUUGUAGUAUAUUUCCAGUUGAAAAAUUAUUCUUUGAUAUUCUAAUUUCUCCCUCCAUAAAUUAAAAAACAUAUAAACCCCUACAAAACAUAUAUACAUAAUUUAGAUGAUAAUGAACAUUUCCUGUUUCUGCAGGAUUUUGUUCCUGCUGUAGUAAACUGGUUCAAAUUGAGACAUGGCAUCUGUAUGUGCAGUGUGUAUGUGUGUAUCUGUGCAUGUGGCAUGCAUGUAUGUAUGUGUGUAUGUUGCAAGAAAGCAUAAGAAUGUCGAUACAUUGAGACAGUUGGCCUUUUCUCUAGUGGAAAACAUUUAAGGGGAUUUAGCAAAAGGAAACACUAACACUAUAUAUGAAUGUGCAAUGUGAAUUUCA